UGUUAUAUUUCUCUCACUUCCUCACAUUAAUGUGUGUUUGUCACGAGACCCAUAGUGCUGCCAAAUUAUAGUAACUCUCUUUCUCUAUCUGAAGAAGAAGAAGUUCUGAAGAAGCAUGUGUGGAGGUGCUAUCAUCUCAGACUUCAUUGGUGUGAAGCGUGGCCGCAACCUCGCCGCGCAGGAACUGUGGUCCGAGCUUGACCCUUUCUCUGACCUCCUUGGCUUCGACACCACCACCACCACCACCACCAACCAACCACCCCUUCCAGACAAAAAAGUGGUGUCAUCAUGUGAGAAGAAGAAGAAGAAAAGUGUGAGUGCAGAAAAGAAGAGUGGUGGGCGAGCUCGGAAGAACGUGUACAGAGGAAUCAGGCAAAGGCCGUGGGGCAAGUGGGCCGCGGAAAUAAGGGACCCACAUAAGGGCGUCCGCGUCUGGCUCGGCACCUUCCCCACCGCCGAGGAAGCCGCCCGAGCCUACGACGACGCCGCCAAGCGCAUCCGCGGCGACAAGGCCAAGCUCAACUUCCCGGCCACCGCUCCGCCACCCUCCAAAAAACAACGCUGCCUCAGCCCUGACACCACCACCGAACAAAGCAGCAGCUCACAAUCCACCACUGGAUCCACCGGAUCGCCGCCUUCCGCCGCCUUCCACGGCGGAGGAGAUGAACUCGACCUGAAACAACUUGAACGGUUUCUAGGGUUGGACAACAUGGGUGCUGAGUGGGACAACAUGGAUGACCUGUGGAUGCUGGACGACGUCGUUGUGCCCAACCGUCACUUAAUUUACUAGAAGGGAGAUAAUUAAUUAAUUAAUAAAUGGCGUUUUCUUAAGUUAUAGUUUUAUAAAACUAUGUUGGUGUAUGUGUUCUUAGUUUUCUGUUUUGUCUUGUCCUCUCGCUUUGGUAAUUUCUGUUUUGUACGGUCGAAUGAUUUCAAAAUUAUGUGCAACGUAUCAUGAGAGGGAUGAUUAUAUGUUAUGAUUAUGAUUAUAAAUAAAGGCCAAUUAGGGUGUGUUAGCGUUUGGGUCGUGCAUGUUUAUAUGUAGUUUAUGCGUUGUAUAUAAUAUAUUUGGCAUGACAUUAUUUGGUUCUACUUGUUAAGCAAAUAUUAUAUAGUAUGGUUCUACU
This is a messenger RNA of Glycine soja, 1127 nucleotides long. Its product is annotated as ethylene-responsive transcription factor RAP2-3-like. The record is from RefSeq and is a predicted model, not a curated record. Bases 116 to 790 code for a protein of 224 amino acids. Gene Ontology annotation, molecular function: DNA binding; DNA-binding transcription factor activity. Gene Ontology annotation, biological process: regulation of DNA-templated transcription; ethylene-activated signaling pathway. The transcript is spliced from 2 exons. Lineage: Eukaryota; Viridiplantae; Streptophyta; Magnoliopsida; Fabales; Fabaceae.